Messenger RNA from Marchantia polymorpha subsp. ruderalis, 971 nucleotides. Lineage: Eukaryota; Viridiplantae; Streptophyta; Marchantiopsida; Marchantiales; Marchantiaceae. The record is from the annotation of a GenBank genome assembly.
AUGAGAUCAGGUGGAUUUGGUGGGAUGCAAUAUGGCGACCGCCGUGGGGGCCACGGCUGUGAUGAAUACGCUCAGCUGGCGGGUGGAAUCAGCUGCUGGUUUUGGCAGUACUGUGGAUGUAAGGCAGAGGCUUGUGCUGCGAUCGAGUUUUCUCCCUUCCUACUUCGCCAGGAUGCAGGGGACUCGCUCCCUCCAGCCUUCCAAGUUCGGAGGUGCUGAGAACUCGAGAUGGAAGAAGCCCUCUUCUCGACAACUUUGCUUGUGCCUGAGCUUUCUACUUCUCGGAGGGCGGUGAGAUUCCAGAUACGUUCCAAGUCAGGUGACACGAAACUGGCCACGAACCUGUCAAAUAUAAAUCUAGGUUGUAUUCGUGGCAAUGGGUCACGAAUGCCACGGAGAGUACCAAGAACGCGUUAGAAGAACCAUCAAUUGAAUUCUACUUGCCUGUAACUUUGACGAAUCCUGGUCGGGCCGAGGGCUAAUUAACCCAAAGUGAGUGAUAACUAGUCCCUCCCAUAUGCAUAAAGUAAAAAGAGUUUGACAAUUAAACGUAUCACGUUGUGCAUUAUGAUGAUCCAUGAGGUUAUCACUAUAUCAUGGCAAAUUGACCAUGUUGAGUAAGAAGAUAAAAGUGUGUAAACUUCUUGGUGACCGCUUGUGUUAGAACUCGACAAAAUGUGGCCGGUCUUUAAGUCUGAAACAAUGACACUCUUUAUUAGAGUGCAUAGUGAAUAUGUAUGUAGUCUAGCAUAUGGCAAGCUUUUUGCAGGUUAUGACUUAGGGGGUCUUUACAAAAGCGAGGGUUUAGUUCUGUUAUUGAGAUCUCGUGUCUGCACGAACUAGAACUGUCUCAUUUUCAAUUUUGGUACUCUCUUGUUUUACAAGACACAGUCAAAAGUACUAAAACGAAGUCUAGUACUUUUUACUUGGCGUCUACGCAGUGUUAUGUGGAAUGUAAUAAAUGCAAUCCU